AUGAAAACAUCCUCUCUAAAGAAAGAAUCAGAACAAUCUCAGGCUUAUGAUGCUGAUCAGCUGCUUGAAGAUAUCGAUGAUGCAGCAAAAGAUGAACAGACAAUAGGUGCUAGCACUAAGCAAUACGAUGGUGGAGAAAGUGACCAAGAAGCUCAACUUAAGAAACACCAAGAAGAUGCUCCUGAAAGAGUCCCUUGGUUCAGCUUUUACAAACUUUGGCUUUACACAGGUCCUGGAUGGCUGAUGUCUAUAGCUUACUUAGAUCCUGGAAACAUUGAGGGAGACUUACUUGCAGGCACUCAUGGAGGAUAUGGACUCAUAUGGACAUUGUUCCUUGCCACAUUCUGAGGUCUUAUCAUCCAAAUACUCAGUGCAAGAGUUGGGGUAGUAACAGGAAGAGAUCUAGCUGUACUAUGUAGAGAACAGUUCUCCAAACCAAUGAGAUACACUCUUUGGGUGAUGGCUGAGAUAGCUAUCAUUGGUAGUGAUAUCCAAGAAGUCAUUGGGACUGCCAUAGCAUUCAAGAUUCUGUUUGGAUUCCCCAUUUGGGUUGGAUCCAUUAUCACAAUUCUGGAUACAUUCACUUUCCUGUUCAUCCAUGCUUGUGGAGUCAGGAAGCUAGAGGCAGUAUUUGCUGUCCUUGUUGGAACAAUGGCUAUAUGCUUCUGGUGUAAUAUGUUUAUUGUCUUGCCCGACGCAGGCGAUGUCAUGGGAGGAUUUGUCCCACAGUUACCUGAAGACUCUACUGGGGAGAUGAUUGGCCUGAUCGGAGCUGUGAUCAUGCCUCAUAAUUUAUUCCUUCAUUCGGCUCUUGUUCAAUCAAGGAAAAUUAACAGACAUAAUGAUGCUAAAGUAAAGGAGGCUAACAAAUAUUUCUCAAUUGAAGCUGGAUUUUCUCUAUUCAUCUCCUUCUUGAUUAACUUGGCUGUAAUCUCAACUUUUGCCUACUACCAUCUGCAGACUGGAUCAGAUGACAUUGUGUUAAACAAUGCUCACUUUGCCCUACAAGAUAGUUUUGGUACCAAUGCUAAAUAUAUCUGGGCAAUUGGGCUUAUGGCAGCUGGGCAAUCAUCCACAAUGACUGGGACUUAUGCUGGCCAAUUUGUGAUGCAAGGAUUCAUCAAUCUCCAUGUUCCCACAUACGUCAGAGUCUUCAUCACUAGAGCUAUUGCUAUUGUACCUGCCAUCAUCUUUGCAUUUAUCAAGUACACUGACAACUUGGAUGGCUUCUUGAAUAUUUUGCAGGCAAUCCAGCUUCCAUUUGCCCUGAUUCCUCUUCUCAAGUUUUCUGCUAGUCCGAAAAUUAUGAAAGGAUACAAGAACCAUAUGUUCUGGAACUUAUUCUGAAUCCUAGUAGCCCUCGUCCUUAUGGGACUUAACGUAUAUGGACUCGUUCCUUCAACCAAAAAUCCAUGGAUCAUUGUUGGGACCACAAUAGGAUUCCUGGUCUACUUUGGCAUAAUUAUUGCAGUUCUACUUGCUCCAGUCAAGGAACUUGCUCCUCUCCAGACAGAAAUUGAAGGAAGCAGGACCUUCUCAGAGCUCGAAGAGGAAGACGAGAUUCUAAGUGAAGAUGGUAAAACUUUGAAGAAAGCACUGCUGAAUAACUCUUCAAAUAUUGCAGAGAGUUCAUCACUAUAGUUCAAACUUGAGAUAAC
Molecule: messenger RNA, 1658 nt
Organism: Moneuplotes crassus
Lineage: Eukaryota; Ciliophora; Spirotrichea; Euplotida; Euplotidae
Source: the annotation of a GenBank genome assembly